This is a messenger RNA of Cryptomeria japonica (Japanese cedar), 1540 nucleotides long. RefSeq lists its product as uncharacterized. The transcript has 7 exons. Bases 330 to 1145 code for a protein of 271 amino acids. NCBI's taxonomy places the organism in Eukaryota, Viridiplantae, Streptophyta, Pinopsida, Cupressales, Cupressaceae. The record is from RefSeq and is a predicted model, not a curated record.
CCCUUGCGCCUAAACUCUAUUAGUAAUUGAAGUUCAUUGACCUUCCUUUACGCCAGAACUAAUUAUUACCCAUAACCCAAACCAUGCUGUCAAAGAUUUGAACUUAGAUUUGCAUGCCAUUAAUUGUCAAAAAUCUGUAAAACCAUUGCUUCAAAAUGCAUGCAGUUAAUUGUUAAAUCCAUUAGUAAAUUAAAACAAAGCUUUCUGUAAAUCGUUGCAAACUAAGAUAGAAGCAAAUCGUCUACACUAUAUCAGAAGCCUGACAAGCUCGCUGCCUGUUUAUUAUCAUUGUUGUUCCUUUGUGCCAGUCCAAGUGUCUCGUUUACAGAAUGGUCAAGAAGAAUAAACGGGAAUCACUCAUCGAACUACAUGUGCAAGACAUUCCAAACCAAGCAAAUUAUUUCUCAAGAAAGGAUCUUGAAUGGAAAACUGGAGAUGAUAAUGGUGAGAUGGACUUAUGCCCUGCAAUCCCUCCUGAAAUACUUCCUCACUUUUUCAAAGGAGAAGAUGGUGUUAUUCCAUUGGUUGAUGAUGAUGUUAAUGUUAGAGGGAAUUUGAGUCAUGAGAAUAUUACCACUGAUGGUUGGAAAUCAUCCAAUGCUUCCAAUGAUAACUUCCAUAAUUCCAUUGAUUAUAUUAAUUCGCUACUCCACAAUUUACCAAGUAGUGCAGAUGAAAAACUUGUUUUUAUUCAAUGCGUUGAGAGAUUUAGAAAAGAUCUCCAUGCAUCUCUUGCUUCCUCUUCCAAAUUUACAUCGAUCCUUGGCUCAGAGAACAUGUCUAUGAGACAAAUAUCACCAUGGUUUAGUCCAAGUAAAAAACACAAAUGCCAUUCUAUUCAUGAAAGAGGCAAUAUCAAUCAUCAAGUCUUGAAUGAAAGAGUUAAGGAGCAUGAAGGAUUCCAAUUCCCCCAUACAAAUGGUGGACAAAAAAAGAAAAAAAAGAUUGCCAAUCAUUCAAGCAUAGAAAUACAAAAAGAAAGGGCUAUUAUCAUGAAACAACAUACUUCGGAUGAUGAAGAGAAUACUCAACACCGAUUGCCAUUCUCUAUUGAUCUAAACCAAACAACAAUAAAUGAAUUACAAAUUAUAGAUGAUACAAUUUGUGAAACUCAACCAUCAAUGCUCAGUGUUAUCCCCACUUAGAUAUUUCAACAAACCAUUCCAGCUUUGGAUGAUCAAAAAAACAUUGGACAACGUAGGUUACCAUUUUGUAUUGAUCUUAACUAGACACCACCAACAAUGGAUGCAAUGCAAACUAGUGAUGACAAAAUAUAUAUAUAUAUAUAUAUAUGAAAUGAUUUUCUAACAAUUUUGAAUGUUUAAAUUUUAAAUUAAUUUAUAUGUAAACAAUGUAAUUUAUAGGUUCUUAUGACAUUGUAAUGGAGGACCAUGAUCAACACUAUUAUGGAUAAUCAAUAUGCACUUUAAACUUUUUGAUUGUCUAUUAAGUACUUAAUGCUAGAUUGAUGUUUGGAGAUGAAAAUAGUUCUUUCAAUGUGUAAGUUCAAUUACCUUCCCCUUUGACAAUUGGAGCUUGG